UUUUAAUCUUUGCCCGCAAGCCAAGAGCUAAACCUCCUACCCUCCUCUCACUUCAAUCUAUGAUACCUUCAAAAAAAUAUAAGUAUAAUUUACCGUGAGGUUAUCCAGGAGAGAGGUCGGUAUGGAGGAUAGAAAGGCUUUCAUAGUCGGUAUCAGCGGGGCAUCGUCCAGCGGGAAGACGACGCUUGCCCGGCUGCUGCGCGAUGUGUUUCCGAAUACGUUUGUCCUGCACGAGGAUGAUUUUUAUAGACCCGAGACUGAACUCCCUUACAAAGAAGGCCUCCUGGAUUGGGACUGCGCCGAGGCUAUUAAUAUCCCGGACAUGAAGCGCGCGUUGGAGCAUAUCCGCGCUCAUGGUACUUUUCCUCCUUUCGUCGACUCCAAAGAAGACCAAAACUCCAUCGGCGCCUGCCCCGUCUCCGACGCCGCCAUAUCCGCCGCCAAAUCCAAAGUAUCCUCCUGGCUACAACCCGGCCAACCGGGCCACUCCAUCCUGCACACCACCAACCUACGCAUCUGCCUGCUAGACGGGUUCCUGCUAUACUCGCCCCAGCUAGAAUCCGGCCACAUCCCCGCCCUCCUCGACGCCAAGCUCUUCCUCCUCGUCAGUAAGGCGCAUGCGAUCCAGCGCCGCGAGCGGCGCGACGGGUACGUCACGCUCGAAGGGUUCUGGGCCGACCCCCCGGGGUACGUGGAGAAGGUCGUGUGGCCGAACUAUGCGGCGGCGCAUGGGGGGUUGUUUGUGGACGGGGAUGUGGAGGGGAGGUUGGAUGUCGGGGUGUUGGGGGAGAAGGGGAUUUUGGCGCAGGUUGGUGCUGGGUUGGAUGUUGAUAUGGAGGUUACGUUUAAUUGGGCGGUGGAUACUUUGAUGAGGGAGUUGGAGGGGGUGUUGGGGAAGGGGGAGGGAGGAGGAAAGGAAGAGGAGGGAAGGUGAUGGAUGGGUAGAUGGGGAGAAGGUCUAUGAUGAUAUCUACCUAAAGUUGGCUUCAGAAGCAAAGAACACUUACUAUUAAAUCAAGACGUAUCACUUGAUGGUAUAUUAAGAUACGAUAAAA
Messenger RNA from Daldinia loculata, 1055 nucleotides. RefSeq names its product P-loop containing nucleoside triphosphate hydrolase protein. The coding region runs from base 122 to 934 and encodes 270 amino acids. The transcript is spliced from 3 exons. Gene Ontology annotation, cellular component: cytoplasm. The record is from RefSeq and is a predicted model, not a curated record. Lineage: Eukaryota; Fungi; Ascomycota; Sordariomycetes; Xylariales; Hypoxylaceae.